GAAUGAAAGCGCGUGUAUAGACGUGUCGGAUAAACUGCAGAGGGGCGGGGUUUACAGGGUGGUCGCUGUUGACUGGAUCGCUGCAGACCCCGCUCCCCGGCGGUUUUACUGACACUUAGAACCAAGCGCACCGGUGAGUUUAAACGCUUCCCCCACGUCGAGAGCCAAUCAGAGCCUCUCUUGUGCUCCGGGGCUCCGGAGUCGACCAAUGGGUGUCGCCCUCUUCUUUGUUGUUGCUGCUGACGAGGUGAUAUUGUUGUUGCUGCGGCGGAGCCGGACGGACACGGACACGGAGACAUUUUAUUUCUUCUUCUGCUCCUCGGUUCUGUUCGUGUCGGAGCGGGACGCGACAUGUCGGUGAACAUGGACGAGCUCAGGCACCAGGUGAUGAUCAACCAGUUCGUGUUGACGGCCGGAUGCGCCGCGGACCAGGCGAAGCAGCUGCUCCAGGCGGCCCACUGGCAGUUCGAGACGGCCCUGAGCUCCUUCUUCCAGGAGGCGAACAUUCCCAGUCACCACCAGAUGAUGUGUACUCCCAGGAACACUCCCGCCACGCCGCCCAACUUCCCCGACGCCAUCACCAUGUUCUCCAAACUGCGGGCGUCCGAGUGCGGCGCCGGCCCGUCCCAGGCGUCCAUGGCCUGCUCCCCCCCGGUCCCUUCUGCCCCAUCGGGGUUUGGCUCCUUCUGGGCGUCCUCGCCGCCCGGCCACCAGGGGGCGUGGCUGCCCCCCUCGUCGCCCACCGGCCACAACGUGCACCACCACCACUACCACAUGCAACAGACGCCCAUGUGGCCGCCCGUCUCUCAGCCCAGCGGCGCCAAGCAGCCGCCCGUCGUGUCGGCGCUGCGCAGUCAGAGAUGAGCGCGAGCCGGGGGCGGCGAGGGAGGCGACCUGGGGCGGUCGCAGUGGGAGGGUGGGGGGGAGGGAAAAGACUCUGCUGUUUUCUACUGGUUCUUCUGAAGGAGAAGCUUUUCUUCGUCAUCGCCGAAGACGAACAGAGGCGACGGACAUUCGCUCCAAAAAACACUUUGUGGGGAAAAACACAGAAAAUAUUUCCUCAUGGUCGACGCAGCAGCCGGACCCAGGACACAUCCCAGGACACGUCAGGGACCAGGACACGUCCCAGGCCACGUCAGGGACCAGGACACGUCCCAGGACACGUCAGGGACCAGGACACGUCAGGGACCAGGACACGUCCCAGGACACGUCAGGGACCAGGACACGUCAGGGACCAGGACACGUCCCAGGACAUGUCAGGGACCAGGACACGUCAGGGACCAGGACACGUCCCAGGACACGUCAGGGACCAGGACACGUCAGGGACCAGGACACGUCAGGGACCAGGACACACAGACAAAUAGAGACCGAGGUCGAAUCCGUCUCCUCGGUCCAGAUCCACAAAACAACUUCGACCUUUUGUUUUUGUUUCUCUGCCACGACAUAACUCUUCACUGUAGACGAGUUCCGUGACCUUCAUGUGACCUUCACGUCACGAUCAGGACGAAGAGGAAGGAGCUUCACACCGACAAUCAACCAUCUCUCAUUUUUAUUAAAGCUCCGCCUCUAAAGAAAAACCACCUGCGACGUUGGUUUGGUUUUGUUGAAUAAAUGCAGACUCCUGGACCUCGGAGACACCGUCGCCUCCGCGUGAUGAUUUCUUUCAGACUAUUUCAACUUCCCAUUCUGGAAUCAUUAUCAUUAUCAUCAUUUAGUUGUUUCUCUUUUCACUUGGACGUGUCUGUUCCCGUGGAUCCUCAGACGUUCACUCUGUUGUGAAUCCACAACUCUUUUUAUAGAGAUUCUCUGUUUCAUUUCUUCUGCUGAAAUUUGUAUUUAUAUGUUUAAUAAAACACGGUUUGAUCUGCUA
This is a messenger RNA of Scophthalmus maximus (turbot), 1870 nucleotides long. RefSeq names its product UBA-like domain containing 2 (gene ubald2). The transcript is spliced from 3 exons. Gene Ontology annotation, molecular function: protein binding. The record is from RefSeq and is a predicted model, not a curated record. NCBI's taxonomy places the organism in Eukaryota, Metazoa, Chordata, Actinopteri, Pleuronectiformes, Scophthalmidae. Bases 352 to 864 code for a protein of 170 amino acids.